Molecule: messenger RNA, 650 nt
Organism: Mytilinidion resinicola
Lineage: Eukaryota; Fungi; Ascomycota; Dothideomycetes; Mytilinidiales; Mytilinidiaceae
Exons: 3
Coding region: 1-555 (184 amino acids)
Source: RefSeq, a predicted model, not a curated record
AUGUCUGGCUUCAAGGACGAGAAAACACUUACAACCAUCCCGGAGCUUCACAAAGACCUUCCGGGACCUCCAAACAAAGACCACGAUCUCAAGCUCGUGAAGGCGGAGGAGGAGAUUCUUCAACAUUACAAGGACUUUGCCUACUUCUGCAACUUCGACUGUAAAGACCACCCCGACUGGGGCAAGAAGUUUUAUGACCUCGAUGAGGCCAUGUACUUCGACCUGAUGGGGUCGGUCCAACGGCCUGGAUUCCGCCCUCACUACGACAAUAUCACACCCUAUCUCGCAGAUGCACAAAUCGCAUUUAAAGACCUCGAGAUCACAGCUGUAACCGAGACUUUUGGAUAUGCAACUGCCCUACAGAGAUAUUGGGGAGUGGCUGCGGAUGGAAAUGCUUUUGACUUCACUUUCCGCACUACGAGUCUCGUCCGCAAGAGGGGUGAUGGCAAUUGGAAAUAUAUCCAUGAGCAUUUCUCAUUCCCAGUGAACAUGGCUACACAGAAGGCGGAUCUUACUAGUGGCCUGAAAAUAGAAGAGAAUAUCAGGCUGGAAUAGACGGAAGAGGUGCUCUGCAAAUGGACUAUGACACCUUGGAAUCAUAGCGAAUAGCAUAUUGUGCACUGUCAGCACCUAUGAGAUCUAGUUUUUCC